GAUUGGACUGCCAUACAGCGUUGGAAAGGAUAAGCCAUAUGAUUAUAAGCAUAUACUUACUUUUACUAGUAACGCAAAUGAAUUCAGGGUAAGUCUUAAUGGUUUCAAUAAAAAAAUUGAUUUUAUGCAUCUUUUAUUUUUCUUCUGCUUGAAAUUUCAGCUUAAGUCUGCUCCUGAUCAUUUAUUGCCAAUUGUGCAACAGCAACUCCAAUAACAACUUCAACAACCUGAACAAUUACUGUAACAACGAGAACAGUGACAAAAACAACUGCCAUAAUGAAAACAUACAGCAUGUCAACACUCUGCGCAGAUACAUAUGCGCGUAUCACAUAUGAAAGAAUCGUAUCAACGACAACGUUAUGAUGUAAUGAUAUGGCGGCCCCUUACUCUAGGUUUAAGGAAAGCAAAUUUUAAAAUAUAAAAUACGAAUAAAAACAGCCGGGAAAGGUUUUGAAACAUAUUAACGUUCUUAUGAAAAAAAGGGAAGAUUUUCUGCAAAUGGAAAAAGAACUGGUCAUUAUUUUGACGAAUUGAACCCACAAGUGCAGAAUUCUUUUUUAUCUUUUAAAUAGAUAAUAAAAAAAUUAUUGAAUUCGUUUUUCGCAAGAUGCGAAAAAUUACCGAGGCCUGGUGCUCAAGCUCAUUUAAUAUAUCUUCGUCUUUUUUAAUGACUUUAGAGCAAAAUUAAUAAUCAAGUUAGUUCUGGUAAUCGUGAUGAGCCAGAAGGCACAUUAGACGCAUUGAUGCAAGUUGCAGCCUGCGAACAGGUUUGUUUCAGUAUAAUAUAUGUGCUUUAUUUGAUUGUGUUGGUACAGCUAUUUUGAAAGAGGAGGCGAAAGUUGGCUUGCAAAUCUUAAACAUUUUGCGGUAACAACUGAUUAACACAUGCAGUGCCAUCAUGUCAAUACCUGUACGUUACUGGUACAUUCUAAAACAUACACUAUAUAUAUAACCACUGUGUCAUCAAUACCUCCUCUCUCCAAUAUUUUCAACUGGAAUAUUCUAUACCUUACGUCAUAAUGUUAUACAAUUUGAUAUAGGAACUUCAAUGGGGAGCGAAAGAAUCGACUCGGCGUAUGGUACUUAUUGCAACAGAUAGUACGUUUCAUAUGGCAGGAGAAGGCAGGGUAAGGUUGAUUGUAUUUCGAAAUAGCAUGUCAGAGUUUUCUUGUUAGAAUAUUCAAUGGCUUUUGCAUAACACUUGGCGUAACAUUUGUGCGAUUCAGUGAUCGGAAUGUUCCAUUGUCAUUUUCAUUGUUUUGAAAAUUUCAUGUGAUGCAAUUGGAUUAUUUUUCGUCUUUACAGCCCCUAAUCUAGGACUGUCACAUGUAACAGCACAGGCCCCGUUCAAAUGUGACCGGACAUAUCCGAACGCACCUAACCUGCGAAUUUCCGUGUGAACAAAUGAAACUGAUCGAAAUUACGCAUGCUUUCGAAUUACUGUAGCCUCAAUGACCUUGAAACGACUUGAAAACUACCCACAUCCCUCGCUCUUAAACCUUCAGCCAGUUGCGUACUAGAGGUAGCUACAGUAUCUGUUUAGCAAAAUGUCAUUCAUGACCGAUUUGAUGAGCAGGUGUGCGGUGGACUUUCGUGCGCUUGUAGUCAUUCGUGGCUGGACAAAGGGAGAGAGUUUAUGAAUCGAAAGUUUCAAACCUUUUUGAAGAAACAUAACAUCCGGUUUUUCACGACGCAAAACGAGACCAAGGCAUCAAUUGUCGAAAGGUUUAAUCGUACGCUCAAGACGAAAAUGUGGAAAAUUAAUACUUUACAGCGAAGAACACGCUCAAGUACGUGGACAUUCUCCAGGAACUGGUAAAAUCUUAUAAUCAUUCGAGACAUCGUAGUAUUGGUAUGAGCCCCGUUGAUGUAAAUAAAGACAACGAGAGCAUUGUGUGGCAAAACCUUUAUGGAGAAGAGUCAGACAAACCCGUUCGGUUUAAGUUUAACAUUGAUCAAGUACGGAUCAGCAAAGCAAGGCGCACAUUUAAGAAAGGAUACUUACCUAGUUGGACCCAACGGAUACUUAUGUUCUUCGACGACCACCCGUGUACAAGAUCGCUGAUUUUGAUGAAAAAUUGGAAGGAACAUUUUACGAACAAGACCUUCAGAAAGUCAACAAAUCAGACAGUGAUUUUUAUAGAGUCGAAGAAAUACUUAGAUCACGCAUGCGUAAUAAAUGUAUAA
This is a messenger RNA of Paramuricea clavata, 2187 nucleotides long. Lineage: Eukaryota; Metazoa; Cnidaria; Anthozoa; Malacalcyonacea; Plexauridae. The record is from the annotation of a GenBank genome assembly.